GUGCAGAGGCCGGGAGCGAGACGCGACCACCGGAAAGAGAUACCGGCAGCUCCCGAUGAUGGCCACUUGCUACUGCGCCCUCCAAAGGGCGCUGGUCAACGCACCGCGAUGCACCGUCGCCGCCGCGGCUGGAGUCUGCAGCGAGGCCUUCGCCCCAGCGCCACUGCAGCACAAUGCCCAGCACAGGACGGGCUCCCAGCGGCGCGGACCAAUGGUGGAGGCGCCGCUGCAAUGCCAGAUCCGAGACAUCGUCGCUUCCGACACGCUCACGCUCCGGCAGACUGUGCUUCGACCCGACCUGGUGCGCGUCGAUUACCGCGGGGACGACUUGCCGACCACCGCACACUUCGGAGCCUACGUCGACGGCCGACUGGUCGGCGUCGUGUCGGCCUUCAACGAGUCGCUCGUCUUUCCACCGCGGAUGCCCGUCAAGCCGCAAAAGCAGAACUGCGCGCCGCCACCCGCCGACGUCUCCAGUGAAGUCCCGGCCGACGGCCUGUCGAUUACCGCAGCCUAUUUGGACGUCGAGCCCGCCGGAAAAUUAGGCGACCAGAAACCGGAAAGCGAAUCGAACGAGCUGAUAUGCGACCAAAUUUCGAAGUUGUCCGUGAAUGCGCCGUCCGAGCGGCAAGAAGGGACGACGCGGGUGACGGCUGUACCCGUGACGGGAGACCCGACGGCUGCGUCUGAUAUGGAGGCUGCGCAGGACAUGAACGGAGCCUGCCGCCAGGGAGACCUGCCGAGCGCCGGGCCGACCGGCUCGAAUACCGGAGCAGAGACGUCUGCGAAGGUGUCGGUGGAGUACGUGGAGCGCCCCGCGCGCCCUCCGCUUCCGAGCGUAGAGAAGGCCAUCCAGCUGGCGUCAGAAGCCAGCUCUUGGCGCAUCCGGGGUCUCGCCGUCGACCUCCCACUCAGGGGCCGCGGAGUCGGCUCUCGGCUCAUCUCGACAUGCAUCCAGCACGCCAUCGACAAGCGGGCUUCCUGCGUGUGGUGCGUGGCCCGCUGCUCGGCCGAGCCCGUCUACGAGAAGAUGGGCUUCCAGAGGGCCGGACAGGACUUUCGCCUAGAAGGCAUCGGACAAGUGUGCUACAUGAUUCGGGCCUUGCUCUAGCUCUGUCCAGAACUUGAUGUUGGGGAAGUGGCGGACGUAUGUGUGCAGAACUCUAACGUACCUAGGUUACAAAGACGCCCCCUGCAGCAAUGGACCAUUACAGAUAGGGCCUGAUACUGUUGGCACGUGUCCGAGUCUCUCGUCUGCCGGAGGCUAUCUCAGUGCUUUCCGCCGCCAUGCAUGGCCACGUGCGUCGACGAACCACGAUGCGGUGACGAUGGCCGGGUGCUGCAGUUGCGGCUCUCAAGCGCUGUUAUCCCCUAAAAGUGAGCACAGAAAAAGACGUUAACUGCCGACCGCACCUUUCGCGGUGGGAAGGAUGGUUUUGUAUACGGGGAUGGGGGCUCCGGGCUGUGUGUGUGUGGCGGUUAACUGAAGCCACGGCUUGACUGUAACCGCUUUAAAGGUGCCUUGCAGGACAUGUCUACAUUGGUUACUUGGGGCGGCAUAAUGGUUACAUGUUUUACUGUUUUCGUCAGUUGCGUUAUGCGACCGCGAAUAGCGCCGAUCGCAUCGCCCCUGUGUGCUGCCAACACCACCAUUUGUAGGUGACGUUGGUGCUGCUCCAAUAAGUGCUUUGGCCGUGUCAUUCGUAAACAGCUGGCUUUCGUUUUCACGAUAUAGUGACGCCAACGGAGCAGAAGGGUUGUUGGGUUGUCCUGCACAGCAGACUCAUCGCCUGCCCUGUGUGUGUGUGUGUAUGUUCAGUUACGGUCGUUGCCUGUGUAAUCCUUGUACUGUUAUGACGCCAUGGAUCGCUUGCUUCCAGUGUGCUUACCUUCUGUCUAACUCCCUCGUAGUAGGUGACAAUCCGAGUGUCAUAUCUUUGUUUAAUUCGCAUAACCUUUAACAGAGCUGUUCUCUUUCCUUUUUACUCAAGGCAGAAUGCGUGUUGAUCAGCUAGACGAUAGCUCGACGGAGACGUCAGCACUGUGGAGCCUGUCCCGAAGCUAACACUGUAUUCAGGUCACCGCUGUUGCUGUUGUCAAUUGGGCACGAUCCUUUAACUUUCCUACACUUGAUAAAAAAAAAUACUUCGCUAAUCUUCAUUCCCAAGUGCCGUACUAUAUCGCGUGCGUUGAUAACAGAAUCGAGAGAAAUUUUACCAGCACUAUUUCAUCAACUCUUUUCUUUUCCACUCUUUAACAUAAUGUAUACAAUCAAUACGCUUUUAGUCACGUGUAGUUAUGAGGGCGCUAUAAGGCCUUUCUCGCUUUUGGAUGCUUAUUACUUUUAUGGUUGGAGUAGGCAAUUAGUGUUUUAAACCGUCCCCCUACUGUCAUUUCGUAACUAUCUGCAAUGUUCAAAUCUUCGGAGAACAUAAGGGAUAUUCGUGCAGUCACCGGUGGCCAGCUCGCGAUCUAACGUCGCCUUACUAAGCGUAUAGACUUCAGCGAGAUCAUUA
Molecule: messenger RNA, 2516 nt
Organism: Rhipicephalus sanguineus (brown dog tick)
Lineage: Eukaryota; Metazoa; Arthropoda; Arachnida; Ixodida; Ixodidae
Exons: 2
Coding region: 56-1111 (351 amino acids)
Molecular function (GO): N-acetyltransferase activity
Source: RefSeq, a predicted model, not a curated record